CGAAGCUCGUAUUUCAGGGUUGAAAGCGCAUACAAAUCCAAUCCUGUCCCCAUGGAUUGAUCGUAGUCGACCACUCUUUCAGCCACGCAAACCCGCAACCUCGCACAGCGACCACAGCCAUGUCAACAUCGCAAUUCGACCGGCGGUCGUCGACAUCGCCGUCGCCGGCAACCUUCAAGUUUCCGGAAUUGUCAGAGGAGAUGCUGCAGACGACACAGGAGGUCUUUGACUCGAACCCAGCGUCGCCUAUGCCCCAACCGCUUGGACUGCCCAAUCACCUGCACAGCCAUGAACGAUGGCAGGCACGAAGGGACUCGCGCAGCACGAACGGAUGGACGCCUAAUGGCGGCGGCACAGUAGGCCGUCAUGGAAGACAAAAGAGCCUGAGCGAGGCAAUCCGAACUGUUCGAGGAAGAAAGGGCAGCGUCAGCCAAAACGCACAUGAGAUAGCGGAUGCGCUCAAGGCCCCUGUGUCAGGAAGGCUCAUCUUCCUGUGUGCCAUCUGGUACACAACCUCCAUCAUGUCCAACACGUCGUCCAAGGCCAUCUUGACAGCCCUGCCCAAGCCCGUGACCUUGACCUUGAUCCAAUUCAUGUUUGUAUGUUCGUGGUGUCUAUUGCUGUCCUGGGCUGCUCGCAUUCACCCUCCUCUCCGGAACUCGAUGCCUGUGCUUCGCCAUGGUAUUCGCAAGCCUUCGCGCGAGCUCAUCAUGACCACCCUACCCCUGACUGCUUUCCAAAUUGGUGGUCACAUCCUCAGCUCUGAUGCCAUGAGCCGCAUCCCCGUCUCGCUCGUCCACACCAUCAAGGGUCUGUCGCCUCUACUCACAGUCCUCGCCUACCGUUUCGUCUUCAACGUCAAAUACUCGUAUGCCACAUACAUGUCUCUCGUACCCCUUACGUUGGGAGUCGUCAUGGCCUGUUCCGCUAGCUUCAAGGCAAAUCUCCUCGGACUUGUCUAUGCAUUCGGCAGCGCGCUUCUGUUCGUCACCCAGAACAUCGUAUCCAAGAAACUCUUCAACGAGGCCGCCAAAGCAGAAGCCGACGGUAUCAGCACGCGUAACAAGAAGCCCGACAAGCUGAACUUGUUGUGCUACUCCUCUGGUCUAGCCUUCAUCUUGACAUUGCCCAUCUGGCUCUGGUCUGAAGGCUUCUCCAUGAUUGGCGACUUCCUCGCCGAUGCCUCCAUCGAACUCUCCGAGCGCCCUGGCUCCCUCGAUCACGCUCGUCUGGGCCUGGAAUUCAUCUUCAACGGUUCCUUCCACUUUGGCCAGAACCUCGUCGCCUUUGUCCUCCUCGGUCUCGUCUCGCCAGUCACUUACAGUGUGGCUAGCUUGUUCAAGCGCGUCUUCGUCAUCGUAUUCGCGAUCAUCUGGUUCGGCAACCCCAUGACCGGUAUCCAAGGCUUCGGUAUCGGUCUCACGAUCCUCGGUCUCUAUCUCUACGACCGCACCAGCGACGCCGCAAAAGCAGACAAACGCGCUCGCGCCAUGCAAGAAAGCAAAGACACACUCCUCCCAAUGGUCAGCGGCGAUCACAAGAAGUCGGAUGCAAACCCUUACUCGCAGUUCCCCAAUAACUACGCACCCUCUAAUGGCGGUUACGGUCUACCGAACGGAGCCGAGCAUAGUAUGCGCGCCAGAGCGUCUAGUAAUGCUUCUCCUGGCUCGUGGUUGCCGCCGGGUACUAAAGCUGAAGAGACUUGGAACUCAGAAGAUCGCUUUGGUCCCAAGCAGAGUAUAGGUGUGAGAUAGAGGUAGCCACUUGUAUCUGAGUACAUUUGAUGAAUAGAAUAAAUCCCUUGUAAUGAAUGCACUUUUUCACAUCACAUACUCAUCCACUCCUUGCGCGAUGACGCGACAGUAUCGCUUACUCCUUGCGACAAAAAGACAAAGCACCUGCCUCCUCAUCCUUUCACGUCAAAGA
Aureobasidium pullulans EXF-150 is the source of this 1926-nucleotide messenger RNA. Its product is annotated as TPT-domain-containing protein. The record is from RefSeq and is a predicted model, not a curated record. Gene Ontology annotation, molecular function: phosphoenolpyruvate transmembrane transporter activity; antiporter activity. The transcript has 2 exons. Gene Ontology annotation, cellular component: endoplasmic reticulum; Golgi apparatus. NCBI's taxonomy places the organism in Eukaryota, Fungi, Ascomycota, Dothideomycetes, Dothideales, Saccotheciaceae. The coding region runs from base 120 to 1754 and encodes 544 amino acids. Gene Ontology annotation, biological process: phosphoenolpyruvate transmembrane import into Golgi lumen.